Messenger RNA from Pseudovirgaria hyperparasitica, 820 nucleotides. RefSeq lists its product as uncharacterized. The record is from RefSeq and is a predicted model, not a curated record. The annotation marks the transcript as partial. The transcript has a single exon. NCBI's taxonomy places the organism in Eukaryota, Fungi, Ascomycota, Dothideomycetes, Acrospermales, Acrospermaceae.
GCCGAUGUCAACGUGAUUGAAUGCGACCGUGACUGUGAUCACUACUCACUUCCCCCGCUUUCUGGUGGACGAAGCUAUCCACAUCGUCGGCCACGACAGCAGGCUAGCACUGGUCAGCUGGAUGACUUCUAAGCCAUUGUUCGCGGGGUAUCAGUGGGAUUGAGGGGACAGAGACAGAGACCGAGAGACGAGGAGACCCAAAGACCAGGAAGAUGGUGACUGGGAUACAUAGACAAGCCCCAGCGGGUCACUGCGCGCAGAGCGACGACCGUGAUAGGAUCGGUCGGUGUAACUUCGCUGUCGUUGUUCGCAUGUCUCGGUCACACGAGCUAUGCGAUGCUCGUAAAGAAUGUGAUCCGGCUGUAUCCGCAAAUAUGUUGAGAUAUGGAUGGGAUGUACGAAGCCUUAUGAUGACGCAUUCCUGGGCAUCCUUUCAUGGUGUACUUCGGGUCACAUACGAGAGAAGAGUCGCAAUGUUGCAACUCCAGCAUGUGUCAAAGUCUUCGAGACGGCUUGGAAUGGCGUUACGAGGGCUUGCCGCUGUCAGGUCCAUGUCAGGGACGGCUUGGUGCAUGUUUGCGGGGUUGGAGGUUCGGUGGAGCAGCCACGGUAUACCGCGCAACGGCGACAGCCUACAUGGCGUCGAGAUAGAUGAUGAUAAUACAUGGGGCUAUCAUCUACGUAUUAGCACCGACAAUGUAUUGUUUCAGCGCGUAGACAAUAGAUAAGAAGAUCGGGUUUGCCUUGUUGCAAGAGCCUAGAACGCCUCGAAAAUGCAGAACUGAAAUGCUACGCCACACCACAGAAAAUGCCCCUGUUG